This is a messenger RNA of Kwoniella botswanensis, 1491 nucleotides long. RefSeq lists its product as uncharacterized. The transcript is spliced from 2 exons. Gene Ontology annotation, molecular function: hydrolase activity, hydrolyzing N-glycosyl compounds. The record is from RefSeq and is a predicted model, not a curated record. Lineage: Eukaryota; Fungi; Basidiomycota; Tremellomycetes; Tremellales; Cryptococcaceae. The coding region runs from base 1 to 1491 and encodes 496 amino acids.
AUGUCCACGAGCUCCGGAAAUAUCAACGGCUCUAACCGAAUAUUUACCCACGAUGGGAAAGCCCUUCAACCCCAUUACCGAUCGAUCAUCGAUAAACUCGGCAACGUUUCCCAAAAGCGUUCGGCGAGGGGACUAGCUCCUGACUGGGUGACCUGGCAUACCGAUGCUGGCGACGACAAGAUGUCGGAUCAUGAUGAUCUUGUGGCGGGAAUGAACAUUGCAUCUCUCGCGACAAUGGGUAUUGUCGAUUUGAAAGGGAUAACGAUCACCGGUCUACACAGGAAGCACAACGCGUCUAUCAUGGAGGGUUUUAUGAGAAGUCUCGGAUUACCUGACGUCCCUGUAUGGUACGGGACAGAAGAGUUUGAUCCAAACGAUCACGAUAAAGAUAGACUGGCGCGUACUAAGAAGAGAGCAGCUACCAUGACGAGCAAGGACCCUAUUACCAAAUGGCAGAGAUUUCACCAGAUCGAUACCGAUAUUCGUAACUCCAAAAAGUCGGAUAUCGAACCCGAUGAUUACAUCACAGGAUUUUCUCGAAUCUGCGAUGAAGCAAAAGCGCAAGGAAGAAAGAUCAAAAUGGCAAUCACUACUGGUCAUCAGACUGUCAACAGCCUGUUGACUGAUCCUGAAACUGCCACGAAGUUUACCGACCAGGUUGAGAAAGUAAUCUUUCAAGGUGGUAUGCUUUUCAACGAUGGAAAGAUUGUCCCGGCAGAAGAUGCAAGAAACAACUUUUACAAUAUCAGUGCAUGUCGAGAAUUCCUCGGUAGACUUCAAGCAAGCAACAUGCCAACUGACUGUUAUACCAAGAACGCAGCGACAGCCUGUGCGAUAGAGCCACCUUUCCUAUCCGAAUUGGCGAGUACCGGUCAUCCAGGCGGUAGAUUUGUACAUGAGCUCGCAAGCAGCGUCGAUGCUACUCAAUUCUUUGAUACGCUCAAUGACGAGCGAUUGUUCAGCAAGAACUUCACCACAGACCUGUUCCUGAAGUUCAAGACCACCCUCAGUCCCGAGGAAGCUGCUGAGAAGAAAAAGUUCUUUGUCGAUAAAUGGGGAUAUCAAGAUAAGUCUACGAUGACCAAAGAGGGAUACACCGAUUACUUAUCGGACUAUAGCGAACAACUAGGUGAUUCUGUUAAAGCGGUUCCUUAUGAUCCGGAGGUGAUUGUAGGUUUAAUGGAUGAGGAGUAUCUGACUGAAUUGGGUGUUCUACCUGAGUACACCAAGGAUCAAGAUUCUGAACUUGAAGAAACGUUCAAGUUAUACGGUAAAUCCAGGACCGACUGUGGAGUGAACACUCGGAAUAUGAAGGACACCAUCAUUGCCCUCGCUGGUCAUAUCACCCUUGUCACCGAGCCCGAAGGCUCGGAACCGAUCGCCACAGGUAUAAGAAGACGCUUGACUGGGGAGCAAGCGACAAGAGAUUCUGAAGAGGAACUCACCAGCUGCGGUAGUGAUGAAAAUGACUGUUUUAGCUGCUGUACGUAG